This is a messenger RNA of Grosmannia clavigera kw1407, 912 nucleotides long. Its product is annotated as mitochondrial GTP GDP transporter. Lineage: Eukaryota; Fungi; Ascomycota; Sordariomycetes; Ophiostomatales; Ophiostomataceae. The coding region runs from base 1 to 912 and encodes 303 amino acids. The transcript is spliced from 6 exons. Gene Ontology annotation, cellular component: mitochondrion. Gene Ontology annotation, molecular function: guanine nucleotide transmembrane transporter activity. The record is from RefSeq and is a predicted model, not a curated record.
AUGUCUCCUCCAGCUGGUGAUGCCCGGAAGGAGUCCAACCUCGCUCGGCUGCUGGGAUCUGGCUCUGCUGGUAUUUCUGAACUGGCUAUCUUCCACCCGGUCGAUACAAUUGCCAAGCGCCUGAUGAGCAACGAGUCAAAGAUCACAUCCUCGGUACAGCUGAACGCAGUCAUCUUCAAGGACAAGGCAACAGCACCUCUGGGACGCAAGUUUGUCUCUCUGUUCCCCGGCCUGGGCUAUGCCGCUGGCUACAAGGUCCUGCAGCGCGUGUACAAGUACGGCGGCCAACCCAUCGCCCGCGACUACCUGACCACACACUAUGGCAAGAACUUCGAGGCGGCCUUUGGCAAGAAGACCGGCAAGGCUAUCCUGCACUCUACCGCCGGCAGCCUGAUUGGCAUUGGCGAGAUCGUCCUGCUGCCGCUCGACGUCCUGAAGAUCAAGCGUCAGACCAACCCGGAGGCUUUCCGUGGUCGCGGCGUCCUGCGCAUCGUUCGUGACGAGGGCUUCGGCCUCUACCGUGGCUGGGGUUGGACUGCCGCGCGCAAUGCGCCUGGCUCGUUUGCUCUCUUCGGUGGCUCGGCCUUUGCCAAGGAAUUCGUUUUUGGCCUGCAGGACUACAACAAGGCCAGCUGGUACCAGAACUUUGUCGCCUCGAUUUGUGGUGCCUCUGCAUCCCUCGUUGUCUCCGCGCCCCUGGACGUGAUCAAGACGCGCAUCCAGAACCGCAACUUUGAGAACCCCGAGGGCGGCUUCAAGAUCCUGUCCAACAUGGCCCGCAACGAAGGCUUCUCCAGUUUCUUCAAGGGCCUGGUGCCGAAGCUUCUCAUGACCGGCCCCAAGCUCGUGUUCUCUUUCUGGCUGGCGCAAACGCUCAUCCCGGCUUUUGAUAACGUGCUGGCGAAGCGGUAG